Messenger RNA from Dunckerocampus dactyliophorus (ringed pipefish), 1193 nucleotides. RefSeq names its product thiamin pyrophosphokinase 2 (gene tpk2). The transcript is spliced from 8 exons. The record is from RefSeq and is a predicted model, not a curated record. Gene Ontology annotation, molecular function: 8-oxo-dGDP phosphatase activity. Bases 4 to 906 code for a protein of 300 amino acids. NCBI's taxonomy places the organism in Eukaryota, Metazoa, Chordata, Actinopteri, Syngnathiformes, Syngnathidae.
UCAAUGGCUAACUCUGCCUGGUCAGAUAAAAUACUGCAGCUGCUCCACCGAAUGAAUAACUUCUAUUUGCCAGGUUCUUGUCGCGCAAACUGCCUGCGAUUUGAGGUGAACGGAAGCAAAGUUGGUUGGAUUCUCCCGCACGUCGCUUCACUGUUGACGCGCUAUGGAGACGUGUUCAAACCAACACAAGGGGGCGCAGUGUCCCUGUGCGACAGCCUGGACUCGUACGCGAAAAGAUCGGAGGCUGUGGAUGAUGUCCUGUCGAUGCUUAGACAAGACCGUUCAUUGCACUGCUUGAAAGGAUGGCGAGAUGAGAGGUUCAGUGUUAUGGACAAAUUCUCAGACUCACCUGUGAUGUGGAUGGAAAGAGCAGCUACCAGUCUUUUUGGCGUGAAGCGCUAUGGAGUCCAUGUCAAUGGUUACACCGUUAAUGAGAGCGGGGAAGUCAGCAUGUGGCUUGCACGGCGCUCCCCCACGAAACAGACCUAUCCUGGACUGCUGGACAAUUUAGCAGCAGGCGGUCUGGCUGCUGGCAUGAGCAUCAAGCACACACUGGUGAAAGAAUGCCAGGAAGAAGCAUGUAUCCCACAAGCCCUUGCAGAGAAGGCCCGCCCUGUGUCCACUGUAAGCUACACCUAUGAAGAUGGAGAGGGGGUGUUUGCAGAAAGUCAGUUUGUCUUUGAUUUGGAACUUCCUCCCUCCUUCAAUCCCAGAGCAGGCGAUGGAGAAGUGCAGGACUUCUACCUUCUGCCCAUAGAUGAGGUGAAGGAACGUGUGGCCACUGAAGAUUUCAAACCAAACAGUGCCUUGGUGGUGCUGGACUUCCUUGUUAGACAUUCGUUUAUUGAGCCUGACAGAGAGCCAUUUUACCAAGAAUUUGUGUCCGGACUCCAUCAAGCGUUAUAGAACAAGUCUCCACCAUUUAAGGCCAACAGCAUAGGUAUAAAUCAAACAUUAGGAUUGUUCCAAAAAAAACAAAAAAACAACAACAACCUUUAACUCGCACUACAAUGUUUAUAUAGUUAUUAAAAAUCAAAGUAGUUGUGCCAACACUGUAAUGCAAGUAGUUCAUUAAUUCUAAUGAGGUAUCAGAGCAGCUUGCCGUUCCAAACAGGGAUUGUUUUACACUACGAUGGAUGUUCUGCACCCUCACAUUCUAAUAAAUUGCCUGAUCAUAUUGUUGUCCUGCUAUU